AUAACGCCUGUAGAUUGGAAACCACUGAGCAAUUAUGUUUGCACAAGAAAUGUGAAUAAUGGAUCUGAUUUGUCCUCGUGUGACUCUUGUAUUUCUGCAUGAUUACGUAGGCCUAGUCAAGAUCAAUAGACCAAGGCGACCGUCACGAUAUGAAAUAAACGUAUAAUAUGAUGUCUGUUUCAAACAUGAAGCUCUGCUAAGCUUAUGUGGAUCUUGCCAAAUCAUCCGUUGUCAAAACUGCGGCCUUAGAAUUACAUAUUGGUAACAGUUUGAUUGCUAUUUUCCCUGUGUGUGAUUGUGAUGAACGCGAAGCAUAUCUAAAGUGAUACACCAACGAUCGAUAGACAUGGGGAUAUGGAUUGUAUUUAUCGUGCUCGUACUGAUGACAGGUGGCACUAAAUCUCAAGAUCAAACCAUCUACUUGAGUGAUGAAGGAACAACGACUAUUACGUCUCCAAAUUAUCCGGCGAAUUAUUACAACAAUGCUGACAUCGUGUUACUGAUGAUAGCUCCCACUGGGAUCAGGAUCAGGUUACAAUUCAGUGAUUUCCAAAUAUCGGACGGGGAUUCCCUAACGGUCUAUGUUGGAUUGACAGAUUUGUUCUCUGACGCCACAAGGAUAGCAACACUUUCAGGAUCUUCACUACCUGAUGACAUUUCAUCAACUGGCUCCUAUAUGUGGCUUCAUUUUACAUCAGAUGACCGAUGGAGGAGGAAAGGAUUCUCCUUAUCAGUCAGUACAAUCGAACCGGAUGAACAUGAAGUCAUCAAUAUGACCAGUGAAGAAUCAAUGAUGAAUAUAACUUCUCCAAAUUACCCAGAUGAAUAUGACAACAAUGUCGGAGUGCUGUGGCAGGUAAUAGCUCCUAUUGGCUCCAGGAUCAGGGUACAGUUCAAUGGAUUCGAUCUUGACAAUGGUUCAUAUUCUCGAGAAGGUGAUUCUCUUAUUGUCUUUCAGGGGCUGGCAAACUCUUUGGAGAAAGUCACUCAAAGAGCUCUUCUUUCGGGAUCUUCGCUUCCUCUCGAAAUAUCAUCCAUCGGAUCAUAUCUAUGGCUUUGGUUCACAUCAGAUUAUUCAGAGACGAAGAAAGGAUUUUCAUUUUCAGUCGGUUUAGUCAAGCCAGACUGGGCUUGUGAUUUUCAAGACGUCCCCUGCCAACUGGUGACUGGUAGUGGAAGCUGGGAAAUUGGAAAUAUCAAUAAUUAUUACUACAUUUUAACAACAGAUGAUUCAUCAAGUUUCACCAUUAAUCACACCUUUACAUCAAGAGAAGGCAUACUAUCAUUUGCUCGUUGGCAGCGAGACUCUGGUUCUCUAAGUGUGACGGUUUGCAAGACACAGGACCCCUACUUGUAUGGGGACACUCAGGGAUAUAUCGUAUAUGAAUACAUUUCAUACAAGUGCGAAAGAGCCCAAGAUAUCGAGAUAACUUUCACGGCUACGGGGAUGAGACUUUCAAGUGUUCUUGACAUACAGCUCUAUGAAACUUUAGUUCCUGUUACAGAGACAACAUCUCUAUCAACUGAUGCUUAUACCAGGUCAAGUGUGUCCGUUCCUUCUUGGUCAACAACACAACCGACAAGCCAUCAGAUGUCUAAUUCAAUCAGGGGCUCUUCAACCAUGUCAACAAAGGAGUCAACAGAAAACGCUGUGACAAAAUCGGAAGCCUCAACUGAUAGCUCAGUACCAUCUCUACAAGGAAAUUUACGAGGGCAAAAUACAGCUGCAAUUGCAGCAGCAUGUUCUGUUGUUGGUUUAGUGGUACUUGUCGUGGUCAUAAUUAUUCUAUAUAUCCGUAAAAGAUCCCGAAAUCCAGAGAUGGCUGCACCCCAUGAAAAAGACGAGGACGAUUCCAACAUGUAUAACAACCCAGUGUAUUGUUCAAAAGAUGGAGGCCUUCCGAUCCCAGACUUGAUCGUCGGUACGACUUCCAAUGACGGCCCUUCUCCCCGUGCACCACUAAAACCAGCUGACGUUGACAGUCAGUAUGAAGAAUUCGAAGGCCAUCGCCAUAUAAAGACAAACAUUGUUGAUUCCCAACCCCAUGGUGAUGCCUUCAGUGGUAUCACAUCCGAGAGUGGAGAACUGAAUCCAGUCACUUAUUACUCUCCCGAAGAUCCAUCCACCAUUGAUGUUAACGAUGACGCCCUCAACGAGGAUGAUUAUCACACCUACGAACAAGCUAUCAACCCACGGCCAUCAAAGAAACCAAAGGAAGCAACAAUGGACCAAAUAGGAACCGGCAGUUUGUAUCAGGACUUAGACAAACCGUCGCCAUCAACGAAUGUUUAUUCUUCUCUUGAUACGAAAAGGGAUUUGCCCCAACAUGGGACACAAAACGGUGGGAAAGAUGGACAAACAGAUGGUUCUGCUGUUCUUGACGAUGAGUUGGAGUACAACGCGCUCACCUUCAAUAAGUCAUCAGACAUCACCCGGGCAUUAAAGACGCCAGCUGGUGUAUCAGAUAUAAAGGCAAACAAUGGAUACGGUGUCCUCGAUCUACCAAAAGAAGGCCACUCGGAGCAGUCUCCACAGCUUCACAACGACGAUGUUUAUAAUACCAUUGAGGGUUCUCCACAGGAGCAAGACAUCACGAAAGAAAUGCCUGCAGAAUCGUUCAGUGGGUACCAAGCUCUGAACCAUCGACAACAGGACGAUCAGAUUUCUCGACAAGGUCUCAAUCCCAAAAAGGUCACCCCAGUAUCCCCUGGAGAUUACCAAAGUCUAUCAACUGGCCCAAAAGGUCCAGGACCAAAGAUGGAAGCAUCCGGCUCAGAUCAGCCAGAUGAUGAACCCGAAUACCACAGCUACCAAGAUCCAAGUAAAAUGGACAUGAAUGGACCCGUUCCUCGAGAACUGGAUGCCUCUUCGAGUGACCAGUACAAUAUCCUCGAUUCUGGAAAGGAGGUAGGAGAUUACCACGUGUAUCAACAUACAAAUGAAUAUGGUAUGGAUGAAGGAACAUAUGAAGAUAUUAACUCGAAGACAAGCCACGACGAAGAAUAUUCUACUGUAGAUCAGAUCCAAGACCCUAAGGCAGUAGACGCAGCCAAAUUUGAACCAAUAUAUAGCGAUGAGGUUUACUCCGAGUUUCAGUAACAUGCUUGAUGUAUAUGUAACCAUAGUAAAACUUUUAUAUUAUUAAUCUUGCAGCUGUGUAGUAUAAAUGCACAUUUAUAAGAAUAACUAUUUAACGAUAUACCAUAAUCCGGAUUCAAUGGCUUUUAUGCUCCUAAGAAUGAAAUUAUGCUAAUUGAUAAGGAUUUGAAUAGGUUUCGAUUUACAUAUAGACAAUAGAACGCUAUGCAGCUUCGCCGCAGAGUACAAAGGAAAGAACACACAUAGAAUUUUGUCAUGCAACCUUUAUUUGAAUGAUAUGGCGAAUAAAAAAAAAAAAAUGUAUGAUAGGUUAUAACUUUAUUAAUGCGCCGUACAGAAAUAUGAUGUAAGUAUGGAGUUAUAUAGUGUAUCCUCACCCGCCAUAUUGCUGUCCCUUAAACACGAAUAUUUGAUGUUUGGUAAAUGAAAUGGAUAGUACUGUCCACUUUUUCAAAAUCAUGUACCAUAACGACAAUAAACACACUCUUUUUUUAUGCGUCAUAAGUUGUAUAAUAAAGACAUCAUUAUGGUGAGUGAGGGUAGUUUAUGCAAAUUGAUUUAGCACAUUAUUGUUCGGAAAAAUGUCCUUUUAAGUUUGAUUAAUAUAAAAUGCGAUUUUAAGUUUGAUUGUUAAUGUGUGUUGUGUACCCGUUUUAUACAAUACGUUAUUUAUAUCAAACGAAUUGUCGGAAAUAAUGAUUAUUGUAUAUAGGUUGUGUCGUAGUUUUUUAACCUAAGAAUUUGUGUGUUAUGUCCGAGGCUUUGCUGAUCAACAGUACUCUUUGUUUCAGACCAUA
This is a messenger RNA of Lytechinus pictus (painted urchin), 3897 nucleotides long. RefSeq lists its product as uncharacterized. Bases 347 to 3100 code for a protein of 917 amino acids. The record is from RefSeq and is a predicted model, not a curated record. Lineage: Eukaryota; Metazoa; Echinodermata; Echinoidea; Temnopleuroida; Toxopneustidae. The transcript has 9 exons.